Cheilinus undulatus (humphead wrasse) is the source of this 8940-nucleotide messenger RNA. Its product is annotated as nipped-B-like protein. Bases 405 to 8591 code for a protein of 2728 amino acids. The record is from RefSeq and is a predicted model, not a curated record. Gene Ontology annotation, molecular function: chromatin binding. The transcript has 47 exons. Gene Ontology annotation, biological process: digestive tract development; heart morphogenesis; brain development. Lineage: Eukaryota; Metazoa; Chordata; Actinopteri; Labriformes; Labridae. Gene Ontology annotation, cellular component: Scc2-Scc4 cohesin loading complex.
UGAUUUUCUUUUUAAUCCAGGCACCCGCAAUCAUAUCAUCCAGCGCCUGGUAAAAAUCGUCGUCUGAUAAGGCCGGUGUGAUUUAAGGGGACGCAUCCCCUCCCAGCAGAUAUGCUCGCCGUGAGAAAGAAGAAAAUCCCCCGACGGGAAUCACUGCCGUUGUGUUAGCUGUUACUCCGAGGAGCUGUUUGAACAGUGGGACGGAGAGGGAGCUAGAGACUCUUCUCCAGCUCCAGCUGCCAUCCUACUCCUGCUCCUCCCCCUCCUUCUCCUCCUCCUCCUUCACCAGAACCACUUCUCUUUCUCAUCACAUCCAGAGCAUUUCGGAGAUGUGAAAAAUAGGAAGAGAUUGGUGAUAUUGAGCAGCCUGUGCAUUGACACGACCUCUUCACCUCAUCUUCAGCAUGAAUGGUGAUAUGCCUCAUGUUCCCAUCACUACUCUUGCUGGAAUUGCUAGCCUGACAGAUUUGUUGAACCAGCUGCCUUUGCCCUCUCCUCUCCCUGCCACCACUGCUAAGAGCCUUCUCUACAAUGGAAGGAUCUCCGAUGAGGUUAGCAGCCUCCUGGUGUGUCGGGACGAGAAUCUGGUGACUCAGCUGGCACAAGGCCUCAACCAGGUCUCCACUGAACACAUAGAGCUGAAGGACAACCUGGGAAAUGAUGAACCCGAGGGUGAAAUGCCAAUGCUUCUUCAAACAUUACUGUCCAGGAACCCAAAAAUCUUCGGGGACAAAAGCGUACUGCAACAGCCACUGAUACAGCAGUAUAAAGUGUCUCAGAAUCAGGUGCAUGGGAGUCCAGGAGCAAAUUAUCAGCAAACCACUGUCACUCAGAGUCCCUCUGGGUGCUAUACAUCCCAACAGUCAGGACCAGGCUCUCGGUUUGUAACCCAACAGAACAGCCCCAUACCCAGUCCCUACACCCCCCAGAGUCCUGCAGACUAUAUGCAGUACAACCCACCUAGUUAUUCUCAACACCAACAGACUCAGCAAGUUUCUAGUGUUGUGAGAACUAUUCAUGACAACAAGGUACCUGGACAUCUGUCAACUAAUUCAUCUCAUCAUAAUGUGGGACUAACUGGCUCAGAUGAAGACUACAUGAACAUGGCUCACAGACUGCGACAUGAGGAGAAUGACCCUUCCAUAAGGGCCUCCAAGUUUUCAGUUAAAUCACCACAGCCUGUGUGUUCCCCUACCGGGAGUGAGGAGGCUGUGAAAAGAUCCAGGCGGUCCCUUAUCAUGCAGUCCCCUCCACCUGAUACACCUCCAAGUGCAGCUCCAAACCUGCUCCUCACCUCCACUGACCGCAAAAGAAAGCAGAGAGAAAAUAUUAAAGAAGAUCACAAGCAGAAUGACACUAAUGCUUUGUAUGGCAUCGUAAGCUCUCCAUUAAAAGACUCAGCCAGGCUGACUUUGAAACUGACACGAGUGAAGAGUCCAGACAUGGAUCAAUCCCAUAUCAGCUCACAUGAAAGUGAUUCAACAAAUACCAAUAACCAGCAGUCAAGAACCACCCAGGACUUGUCCCACAAGUUAAAUACUGAAGAGCAGCCAAACUGUCAACAGGUUCCCAUCCAGCAAAAUUCCAAGGAGACUGGAGUCAUGGGUGGAGUUAUGUCUGAUGAUGCCGAGAUUGAGACAUUCGUAGAGAUGGACAGAAUAGAACCUGAGUCAGCAAGCGAGAGAGAAAAGUGUACAAAAGAGGUCCAAGAUAAAGAUAAGCCGCUAAAGAAGCGGAAGCAAGACUCAUACCCUCAGGAAUCUGGAGCUGAGCCAAAUGAUGGCCCAGCUGCUUCAGGGGACAAUUCUGACAGCACGCCAACACCCAAGAAGAUGAAUACCGCGAGUAAUGGUUCCAGUCGGCCUGCUUUGAUGGUCAGUAUCGAUCUGCAACAAGCUGGAAGAUUUAUAAGACAGCCUGUAGUCGUACUGGAGCCCCAGCAACUGUGUGAGGACCACCUAAGGCGCAUAAAGUCAAAGACUGACAAAAAAGUGGAUAAAGUUGUCGAAAACAGACCUGAGAUCAUCAAACAGCAUGGUGACAAGUCAAGGAAAUCUGGCUCUGAAGGGCAACAGGAUACUCCUAAACAGAAGCAGGACAGCCGUCGUGAAUCCAAACACAGACAUGAUGGAAAAACUGAAAGCGGCAAGGGACACACAGAUGACAGACAGCAGGACACGCCACAGCAGAGACAUGAUAGGCAUUCAGACUCAGGCCACAAAGAAGAAAAGAACCACAACAGUCACAAAUUCAGUGUCAGCCAAGCCAAGAGUCCAAAAACCACGAGAGAAGUGGAGCAGAACUCCAGACAAGGAGAAGAAAGAGUGAGGGAUAGAGAAAGAGAUAAGGAAAGGGGUAAGGAAAGAGAAAAAGAUAAGAAAAAAGAAGACAGAAAAGAAGACAGAGAAAGAGUUAAAGAUAGGGAUAAGCAUAGAGAUAUGAGUAAAGAUAGAGGCAAGGAUAGAGAAAGAAGUAAAGAUAGGGAAAAGGAUAGAAAUAGAAGCAAGGAUAGGAAUAAAGAGAGAGACAGAAGCAAGGAUAGGGAAAAAGAGAGAGAAAGAAGCAAGGAUAGGGGAAAGGAGAGAGAAAAAAGCAAGGAUAGGGACAGGGAGAGAGACAGAAGCAAGGACAGGGAAAAAGAGAGAGAAAGAAGUAAAGACAGGGAUAAGGAGAGAGAUGGAGAUAGAGAAAGGAAAAGGGACAGGGACAAAAACAAAGACAAGAAAAGGGACAGAGAUAAAGACAAGGAAAGGAAAACUAAGUUUUUGUCAAGUGAAAACUGUAACCGACACUCUCCUGAUCGAAAUAAUAAACCUGACAGCACUAAAACACAAGAAGCUGAAAGCAGAAAAUCUAGUGAUCAGAAUGGUCGACAGAGGGCAAACACUUCCAGCCUUCAAAAUGCCCAAAACAAGGAUGAGAGGUGCAGUGGUGACAGUCAAGCUGGAAGCAAGCAACAGUCUUCAGAGAUCAUAGCUAGCAAUUUCCCCGCAUACCUGCUGGGUGACAAAAAAGACAGUCUGAAAAAUUUUGUGAUUCCUAAACUGAAACGAGAUGGGAAAGAUCCUCAACCUCCAAGCCAACUGAAAAACACCUUCCCAGAACCCAGAGUCUGUCUGGAAAGAGUAUCCCUCAUAAAGAACUUAAGUAAAACAGCUAAGCCUGUUGUCGUGGUUAAGAAACUCAGUAUUGAUGAAGUUAAAACCAUCAUUAAAGAAAGCCGGAAUGCACACAGAUCCAGGAACUGGUCCUCGUUUGACAGAUCUGGGAGAGGAUCACUUUAUGACAACAAGAGAAGGCACAGCAUGAUGAGUAAGAAAUCGAAAUACAAAGAGGUGGACUCAGAUGAAGAUGAGGAUAAGGAUGAAGACAAAGACUCUGAGGAAGACUCUGAGGAUCAGACUCCAAGGAAGAGGCACAAGAAAGAUCAUGACAAGACAUGGAAGUUCGAACAGAAGAGAGGUUCAGGAGAUCGUCGUCAUAACCGUCGAGGGUCAAGCGGUCGACACAGAGGCUGGAACUCUGAUGACUCAGAUGACGGCUCUCCUCCUCCAAGCCUGAAUGAUGUUGCCAAAAGAAUGCAGAAACAGAAACAAAAAAACAGGAAGGUGUACGAAUGCAAGAUGACACACGAAGAAAUAAUAGAGUCCUCCACCUUUAAGAGAUUUACCUCAAGUUUGGACAACAUUCUUGAGAGCCUUGAAGAUGUGGAUCUGACUGCAGCAGAUGACGAUGAUGAUGAGAUACCUCAGGAGCUCUUGCUUGGAAAGAACCAGUUAGGCGAGUUAGGCAGUGAUUCUGCCAAGCUCAAAGCUAUGGGUGCUUUUAACAAGUUCCCCUCUGAUAAACUGGUGAAAAUCUUGACUAUACUGGAGAAAAACAUUCAGGACAGUGUCAAACUUUCCACAUUAAUGAAUCAUGGUAAUGAUUCAGUGGAUGAGGAGCGUCUGUGGCGUGACCUUAUCAUGGAGCGGGUGACCAAAUCUGCUGAUGCCUGUCUGACUGCGCUCAACAUUAUGACAUCUCCACACAUGCCCAAGGCUGUGUAUAUAGAGGAUGUGAUAGAGAGAGUGCUGCAGUUCACCAAGUUCCAUCUACAAAACACUUUGUACCCGCAGUAUGACCCAGCCUACAGAGUGGAUCCCCAUGGAGGUGGCAUGCAUACUUCAAAGUCCAAGAGAGCAAAAACUUCCACCCACAAGCAGAAGGUGGUGAUUAUACUCUAUGAUAAAGUCUGUGAUAUUGUCAGCAACAUCGCCGAGCUCCUGGAGAUCCAGCUGCUAACAGACACCACUAUUCUCCAGGUGUCCACUCUGGGUAUUACUCCUUUUUUUGUGGAGAAUGUCAGUGAACUGCAGCUAUGUGCCAUCACACUAGUGACAGCUGUGUUCUCACGAUAUGAGAAACACAGACAGCUCAUUCUUGAAGAGAUCUUUACCUCCCUGGCUAGACUGCCUACAAGUAAACGCAACCUUAGGAACUUCAGACUGAACAGUAUUGAUUCAGAUGGAGAGUCCCUGUAUAUCCAGAUGGUGACAGCACUGGUUCUCCAGCUCAUCCAGUGUGUAGUACAUUUCCCCUCAGAAAAAGAGGAGGAACAUAACAAAAAGGUGGAUAAAGAUGCUCUGAUCACAAACUCUUAUGAAACUGCCAUGCGGACAGCCCAGAACUUCCUUUCAGUGUUUCUUAAGAAGUGUGGCAGUAAACAGGGAGAGGAGGACUACAGGCCCCUGUUUGAGAACUUUGUUCAUGAUCUACUGUCUUCUGUCAACAAGCCCGAGUGGCCUGCUGCUGAACUGCUGCUCAGUCUAUUGGGCCGGCUGUUGGUGCACCAGUUCAGUAACAAACAGACAGAGAUGGCGCUCAGAGUGGCUUCACUGGACUACCUUGGCACGGUCGCUUCCAGUCUUCGUAAAGAUGCUGUCACAAGCAAGAUGGACCAAAAGGAUAUUGACCGCAUCCUGAGAGAGAAUCCAGGUGAUGAUGAGAUCCAACAACUCCAGAAGGCAUUGCUGGACUUUCUAGAAGAAAACACUGAGACAGAUUCUGCUUUAGUGUUCGCCAGGAAGUUUUAUAUUGCUCAGUGGUACCGGGACACAACAACUGAGGCAGAGAAAGCGAUUAAGUCUCAAAAUGACGACGAGGAUAUGAGAGGACGACAUUGCUCCCACGAAGUUGACUCAACAGCUGAGAUUAUGCAGAGGGCCGACGCACGAAAGAAAUUUCUCCGCAAGAUCAUCAAGACACCUCCAUCACGUUUCAGCUCUCAAAGAUCAAACUCUGACACGGUGGACUAUGAGGACUCCUGUCUGAUCGUCAGAUACCUGGCCUCUAUGAGGCCGUUUGCACAGAGCUUUGAUAUUUAUUUAUCACAGAUUCUGAGAGUGCUGGGUGAGAGCGCCAUUGCAGUCAGAACUAAGGCUAUGAAGUGUCUGUCUGAAGUUGUAGCUGUUGAUCCAAGUAUUUUGGCACGGUUGGACAUGCAACGUGGGGUUCAUUGUCGCCUAAUGGACAACUCCACCAGUGUGAGAGAGGCUGCUGUGGAGCUCCUUGGACGCUUUGUGCUCAGCCGACCGGAGCUCAUUGAGCAGUACUAUGACAUGCUCAUAGAAAGGAUACUGGACACAGGUAUUAGUGUGAGAAAGAGGGUCAUUAAGAUCUUGAGGGACAUAUGCCUGGAGCAGCCAGAUUUCCACAAGAUCACAGAGAUGUGUGUCAGGAUGAUCCGUAGGGUCAACGAUGAAGAGGGCAUCAAGAAACUGGUGAAUGAGACCUUCCAAAAACUUUGGUUCACCCCUACACCGAGUCACGACAAAGAAGCAAUGACCCGCAAGAUACUGAACAUCACAGAUGUGGUGUCAGCAUGUAGAGAUUCAGGCUAUGACUGGUUUGAACAGCUUCUUCAGAAUCUGUUGAAAUCAGAGGAGCAAGCUUCAUACAAACCUACAAAGAAGGCCUGUGUUCAGCUGGUGGACAACAUAGUGGAACACAUUCUGAAAUAUGAGGAGUCUCUUGCAGACUGUGAGGAUAAAGGAGUGAACUCAGGUCGUCUGGUAGCGUGCAUCACCACGCUCUAUCUAUUCAGCAAGAUCAGAGCACAGUUAAUGGUCAAACAUGCCAUGACUAUGCAGCCCUACUUGACCACCAAGUGCAAUACUCAAAAUGACUUCAUGGUGAUAUGUAACGUGGCAAAGAUCCUGGAGCUUGUUGUGCCUCUGAUGGAGCACCCGAGUGAGACUUUCCUCACUACCAUAGAAGAGGACCUGAUGAAGCUCAUUAUCAAAUACGGCAUGACGGUUGUUCAACACUGUGUAAGCUGUCUUGGUGCGAUUGUGAAUAAGGUGACACACAACUAUAAGUUCGUCUGGGCUUGUUUCAAUCGGUACUAUGGAGCUCUGGCGAAACUGAAGACACAACACCAAGAAGACCCAACUAGCUCCACUCUGGCUGUGAACAAACCCACACUCCUGCGCUCACUGUUUACUGUGGGGGCUCUCUGUCGACACUUUGAUUUUGACCAGGAGGAGUUCAAAGGGGCUAACAAGAUCAUCAUCAAGGAAAAAGUGUUGGAGCUUCUGUUGUACUUCACCACUCAUGAGGAUGAGGAGGUCCAGAUCAAGGCCAUCAUAGGUCUAGGCUUCCAGUUCAUCAUGCACCCUGAGCUCAUGUUUGUGCAGGAUGUGAAGGUUCUGUACAACGGCACCCUGUCAGAUGAGAACAGUUCAGUCAAUUUGAAGAUCCAGGUGUUAAAAAACCUGCAGACGUACCUGCAAGAGGAGGACAACCGAAUGCAGGAGGCUGAUCGUGAAUGGAAGAAACAAGCCAAGGAGGAGAAUCUUAAAGAGCUGGGGGACAUUGCAUCAGGCAUGAGUAGCUCCAUAAUGCAGAUUUACCUGAAGCAGGUCCUGGAGUCCUUUUUCCACUCAAAGUCCACUGUGCGACACUUUGCCCUGAGUGUGAUCACACUGACUCUCAGCCAAGGCCUCAUCCACCCUGUUCAGUGUGUACCCUACUUGAUUGCCAUGGGGACAGACCCUGAACCAACCAUGAAGAACAAGGCGGAUCAGCAGUUGGUUGAGAUCGACAAGAAAUAUUCAGGCUUCAUUCAUAUGAAGGCUGUAGCAGGACUGAAGAUGUCUUACCAGGUACAACAGGCCAUAAAUGACUCCAAAAGCAAAGCGAUUCGAGGUUUUCGCCAUGAGGACACAGACUCGGCUCUCUGCUCUCAUCUGUACUCCAUGGUCCGUGGGAACAGACAACACAGACGGGCUUUCCUCAUUUCCCUUCUUAACCUUUUCGAUGACAGUUCUAAAACGGAGGUGAACAUGCUGCUGUUCGUAGCAGACAACCUGGCCUGCUUCCCCUACCAGACCCAGGAGGAGCCUCUUUUCAUCAUGCACCAUGUUGAUAUCACUCUGUCUGUCUCUGGCAGUAACCUGCUCCAGUCUUUCAAGGAGUCUUUAAAGAAAGGACCGGUGCAGCAGGAAAGACCGAAACAGGAAAAGAAAAAGAAGAUAAAGAAGACAAAAAAGAGAAAGAAGAAGAAGAAGAAGAAGCAGUCUCAUAGGAGGAAGCACAGCUCUGAUGAUGAUGAUGAUGAAGAUGAGGAGGAGGAGAGCAGUAGCAGUUCCAGCAGCAGUUCCAGCAGCAGCAGCAGCAGCAGUAGCAGCAGUGAUGAGGAAGAGGUAGUGGAAAAGAAGAAGAAAUCCACAUCUGUUGAUUCAGAUUCCGACCUGGAAGACGAGGAAGUGGUAAUGCUCCGUCUACCUGAUGACCCUGCCCCACUGCUGGACUUUGCCAGCGCCUCACAAGGAAUUCUGCUGCUGCUGGUGCUCAAACAGCAUCUGAAGAAUCUGUACGGCUUCUCAGACAGCAAAAUCCAGAAGUACUCACCGACAGAGUCCGCCAAAGUGUACGACAAAGCAGUGAACAGGAAAUCUAAGGUGCACUUCAACCCUCGUCAGACACUGGAUUACCUGAAGAACGAUACAGCUAACAUGGAACUCAGCCGUGACACCAAGAGGAACAUUGUCAAACAGUUUUUGGAUUUCAAGGUUCUGAUGGAGCACUUGGAUCGUGAUGAAGAAGAUGAAGAGGGCGAAGCCAGUGCCAAUGCCAGAAACAAAGCCAUCACUUCACUGCUGAAGGGCCCAAAGCCUGAAAACCACAAACACAAUAAUCACACAGCUCCUGUGGAGUCAGAGGAAGAGGAGAGUGAGGAGGAAGAGCCCCCUGUGCGGAAACCAAGAAAAGGUGGGGAAGCCGCCGAGGAUUUGGGCCACUUGAAUGAGAAAGUGGAGGUCAUGGAUGUGGUUGCCAUCUGCCGUCCCAAGUACAAAGACAGACCACAGAUUGCCAGGGUUGUCCAGAAGACCAGAAACGGCUACAGCAUACACUGGAUGACUGGAUCUUACUCUGGGCCCUGGUCUGUGGCAAAGAAACGGGAUGGUCGCAAAAAGGUGCCUUGGGUCGACACCAUCAAGGAAUCAGACAUUAUUUACAAGAAGAUCUCCUUGACGAGCGGACAAAAACUGUCAAACAAAGUGGCACAGACGUUACGGGCUCUUUACGCUGCUAAGGAGGGGAAAUAAAGAGUUAAUCAACUGACAGACAAAAUCCUCAUGGCCCAAAUCUAUAUGGAUCUGGUAUGUUACAGAGAGAAAAAAGGAAGACUUAAGGUUCAGAAGUAUUGUGAACACUGGUCUGUUGAACACAGACAUGUUUUAACACAUGAAAACAGAAGGAAAUGUUUGGGAAAAACAUUGUGUGGGAGUUCCUUCGCUGUUGUGCAGCAACUUGGUUGUUUGAUUUUUACUCCCACUGUAUCAUAGUUUAAUUACACACAUGUUUAUAUCUGAACAUAAUUCUGUAAAAAGUUACUGAAUGUUGGAAAUUAGUGUACUGAUGAUGUUCUUAAUAAAGUGUUUUUCGGAGUUUAAA